AAUAAUCAGAGAGAAAAAUAUAACCUACCCAUAUCAUACAAUAACAAUACAUCGUAUAAUUUCAUUUAUUUAAGUUUUAAAGUAUAUUUUGAUCAUUUCUGUAUCUAAUCACAUUUAAUCUAGAUUUUCCCACCCCCAUUCUGAAAAGUGUACUCCCCUAAACGUCAUCAGAAAUGGUGCACAAUCCGGUCACUGGGGCAGAGAUUUGAGCCCUCAAAAUUUCUGGUGAAGAAUCUUGGUCAGGAACAGUUGUCGGGAUGUACAGCAAUAUCCAAGCCCCGCCAUUCCCGUACAAUCCCCUCGUACUCCAGGCCAUGCAUGCACAGUUGUCUCGCCCACCUCCCACACCGAGGGAACUCAUCGCACUGGAGCUGAACAUGAGACAGCAAAAAGGAAUGCAAAUAACAGGGAUGACAACAUGUCCUCUCAGAGGAAUAAAACGUCGACAUGAAGUGGAGACGAUGGACCCAAAGCGACAGUGUUUCCAGGCUCCUCAGCUGCAGAACAACAACCUGCAGUUCCACGCACUCCCUCAGCACCACCUUCUCCUCCAAAAUGUCAUCAACAGACAAGUGACCAAUCAGAACCCUAUGCAUAAUGCUACAACUUUAAUCAAUCCACAGCUUCUUUACAACAGGCUACAUGUUCCUGAAGCACCAAGCAAUCAGCUACCAGCAUAUAACGGUGUGAAUGUAAAUGAGCAGCCAGUGUCAACUGCACAGGCAGUGACUCUCAAUAACAACAGGCCGAUCGCCACUAGAAAACGACUAAACGCAGUCAGCACACCACCAAAGAACCACAAAGCUGCCAAGCAGAUGAAAGUGGACGUCACAGAUAAACCCUCAGGAAACUGCCACAGUAGCAAUGUCAGGGGCAAUAUUACUCAGAGAGCAGUUCUGACCUGCAGCUGCCACUCAUUCCAGAACCACAACAGUCCUGACCUCAAACAACUGGACAAGUUGUCCCUUCAGAUGCUGGAGCGGUACCAGGCCCAGAGACAAUCCAACUAUGACCUGCAGAGGAAAGUUCGUCUCCAGGAUGCCCUCACUGACAUCAUACAAGGAGUCAUUCCACACUCCUCACUCUACCUUGUUGGGUCAUCGCUGAACGGGUUUGGAAGUCACGACAGUGAUGCAGACAUGUGCCUCAUCCUGGCCAACAGGAGAUACAUUAACCAGAGAGGAGAGGCACGAGAGAUCCUAGCUGUUGUGAACAAAGCUCUCCGAAUCUGUCCCUUCAUUCAGCGACCCCAGCUUAUCCGAGCCAAGGUUCCCAUUCUCAAGUUCAAGGACUCAGUCAGCGGUGUGGAGUGUGAUGUCAACAUCAACAACCUGACUGGUGUCAGAAACACCUUCCUUCUACAGGCGUAUUCUCGACUGGACUGGAGAGUACGGCCCCUGGUGUUCCUGGUGAAGCUGUGGGCAGGUGCACAGGGGAUCAAUGAUGCCAGCCAAAGUACACUGUCUUCCUACUCACUAACACUCAUGACUCUGCACUACCUGCAAGUGGGCUGUUCAGCGCCAGUCAUUCCGUCCAUACAGAGGGAUUACCCAGAGCUGUUUGCCCUGCACCUGACAGUGGACCAGCUGGAAGCCAACGUGAGCCGGGUUCCCCCGUACAAAACUGCCAACACACAGUCACCAGCAGAGCUGCUCAAGGGAAUGCUCAGCUACUACACAAAUGUGUUUGAUUUUGAGGAGGAGGUCAUCUCUGUGAGGCUGGGCGUCAAGCUGAGGAAACGUGGCCUGCAGGAUGACAGGGAGUGGCGGGAAAAAUUCAUCUCCAUUGAAGAGCCAUUUGACCAGUCCAACACAGCUCGGGCAGUGUAUCAGUACCCCAAGUUUGAACUGAUCAAGAAGGCCUUCAGUAAGGGCUACAAGAUUCUUCAAACAACCGACAACCUAGAUGACCUACUGUGCAAGUGUGAUCCAUGACUUUUCCACUUUUGACCUCUGCAAUCCAUGACUUUGUUGAGUCCUGAAGGGGGAAUGCUUCUCUCCUGAUCCUUUAUUUAUCUCCAAAGAAACUGAUAUCAAAACAAAGACAUUUGUCACUUGGUAAACCUUGAAGACAGGAGAUGGAUGCCUUGUGUUACUUAAUGUUUGGACUUUGAAGAAAGCACUGUUGCCGAAGAUUUCCAGUAUUGGUUGUUGUUUCUUCCCCUGAUACUAGUGUUCCAAAUGGACCUGCUACCAAACUGAAUAUCUAUUGCAGCAUACCUGACCUGUGACAUGUUGGUGCUAAUGACCUGAAUAGUUCCCAGUUUAGUAUAUAAGAAAAGUAUUCCACAAGUCCUGUUUGCUCUGCCAUAUUAGGAACAAUUUGAAUUCAAGCCAAGAAUUCAGAAGAAAGGAACUAUGUUGCAUCAUGAGUAAGUUUUGAUCUCAAUCGUUGACUGGAAGAGCUUCCCAAACAUCUUACCUUUGGAGAUCUUUCAAAGCAAAGUGAAGUCCACUGUGGCAAGGCAGUCUCAUUCAACCUGUUUUGUUUAUUUAGCUUUUAUAUUUUAUGUUGCAUCAAGAUGACUUAUUCAGGUACCUCUUGGUGGUUUUAAUAAUGACUGUGAAGCCAAAGAUUAAAGAUGAUCCAAUAAAGUGGAACUUGAAUGGCAUUUACUGUUGUUUAUAUGUUAUGUAUUUUAAGAACUAUUAAAGAUCAUACAAAACCUUAAA
This is a messenger RNA of Branchiostoma belcheri (Belcher's lancelet), 2672 nucleotides long. RefSeq names its product poly(A) RNA polymerase GLD2-like. The record is from RefSeq and is a predicted model, not a curated record. NCBI's taxonomy places the organism in Eukaryota, Metazoa, Chordata, Leptocardii, Amphioxiformes, Branchiostomatidae. Gene Ontology annotation, molecular function: poly(A) RNA polymerase activity. Gene Ontology annotation, cellular component: cytosol.